UGUCGCUCGCUCGACCACCCCAGUCAGACAACGCCUUCGACGCCGCAGCCACUGCCAAACCAGGAGCGUACUGAAGGUACGCCUCGUUCCGCCUCUCGAAGCUCAGGUCGCCCUCGCCCCGCUGAUAAUCCGCUCCCAUUUCGUUGAGCUCCUGAGAAAACACACAAGCAAUUCUGUCUAAGAAGUGCUGCGAUGAGGGACGGCACGUGAUUUUUACCUGAAUCGGGAAGACACUCCGCCUCUGAUCGAUGCCGCAAGUCUUGGCGAUCCUUCUCAGCCGCCUGGCCUCCUUGUCCGUGAUAUUCUCGCGAUAGAAGUUGACCAUGCUCUCUGCCGCCUCGAUCGUUGGAAUGACAUUCUCGGGAUUCGCCGUCCCGAUGCCCAGGAUGAACGGAUUGGAUGCAGUGCCCGCCAUCUGAGAUGUCUCCUGUUGCUGGGGAACGGCUGCCACUUGAGAGGUCUCUUGCCGUCGGGGCUCGGCAGAUGGACGAGUGGCGGGGAUUUCAGGGGCCAGAGGCUCGAGGUGCAGCAUUCCUGGCAUUGUGACAUGUCUUCUGUUUGGCCGCGCUUCUCUCGAAUGCGGGGACGCCGCCACCUUCCGUGUUGACGCCGCUGAGAUUUGUGGCGACAGGAGGGUGGCUGUUGGAAGCCUCUCGGACGCAACCGACGGUGCCGACGAAGCAAGAUGGGUCAGGUUACCACCUGAAGGAGUUAAUGUGAGAGACACAGCAAAAGGCAACGGUGGCAGGCAAUCAAAGGAGCGAACUCCUCCUUUCGUACCUGUUGACGGUGCACCAGGUUCUGAACGAUCCGAACUGCUGCUGCGUGGGGAAAGCGCUUCUUGUCGUCGUACGGUUUGUGGCAGGGGCCGGCCCUCCAGCUGAUCGUUGACGAUCCGUAUCAUCCCGUUGAGAGUGGGAUUCUCCAUGAGGGCUGCAGUGGGAAUCCUGACGCCGAGUUUGUCUUGCAUUGUGUUGCGAAGCUCAACGGCCGCCAAAGAGUCGACUCCGAGGUCUUGGAGCGGCGUGUCCAGGUCGAUUUGGUCGACCUCUGUCGGGUCAUCCAUGACGUCGCGUGCGACUUCCUCUGCGAUUCGACGAAUGGUUGCGGUCCGCUCGUCCAGAGGCAUUGCAAGGAGCCUCUGCUUCAGAGGAUUGUCGUCCUGGUCGUUUGCUGUGUCCUUGAUGGAUGUGAUGAGCUCCUCCUCUUGGACCCGCCUGUCGAUGUCGAUGAGCUGGAAAAGCGAAGCAGUCGUGAGAGGAGUCUCUUUCAGCACCCUCCACUUGAUGGGCUGGAUGCACAGCGGAGACAUGCAAGUCGCGGCGGACGGAAAGUGUCGACCGUGAAUCAAACACUCCACGACGAGCGGCUGGAUUGAGGACAGAGGAACGGACGGGAACAGGUGCUUGCUGUCGCUGUGAAUCAUCGUCUGGCCCGCCACGGGAGGCAAAGCGAUGGUCGCGACCUUCUUGACUCGAGACCGAAUGAAGGAUGCCAUCGCUGUGUUUGCGCACGAGACGAUCGAGCACUCCUCUUCCUUCCAGCUCAGGAUUGAAGCAGAUGACACGAAUACCGAGAGUGAAUCAAUCGGCGCCUCUGUUCGAAUGAUGGCCUCGCAUAGCCGUUUCAGAGGAUCCACGUCGCGCUGAUAGAGGUCUUCGAGAUCUUCUGCGGGCUUCAGCACGGUCCCUCCGACAUACAGGAUGGCGGGAGGACCCUGAUCAUGACGCGUCUCUUUCCUCAACCAUCGUGCAUAGUCCUCCUCGGAUUCCAACACGAUUGCGUCAGCAGCCAUGUCUGGCUCCUCGGCCUCAUUGCUGGUGUGCACUCGGGUGAACGACACACCCGCUCCUCGCAACAUUUGAGACCAUUGCUGCACGCUCUCCGCAUCGCCGAUGACGGUCACCCUCUCAGCAGCAGAGACUGCUCUGUCUUGUUCGCCGUCCGCUGAUGCGUCAUCGGCCUCUAGAUCCUCCAAAGAUACCGGCUUGAGUCGGCGUACGUACUGCACACCAUUCCGGAUACUGAUCUCGGGCUCAAACGGCUCAUCCUGUGACCUCGGCACCACCGAAAGGAGAAGCUCCUUGGCGGUGCUCCGAUCUAUCUCGAUGACGUCAACACAACCGAUGCGGACCAAGCGGCUGACUUCAGCUUCGAUGCUCAGCUUCGUCGAUCUCGCAAGGCCGACGAGGCCACCGUGGUGCGGCAUCCUGGGCAGUUUCUCUCCAUCAAUGGCUGUUGCUAGGCCGCGUGUCACAAUCCACACCGGUGGCACUUCGUAUGUCCCACUUCGACCACUGAUGCCGUCCUGAGCAAUCUUGAGCGACUCUCGGAGCACUUCCAGGAGGCCUCUUGCGCCCGAGAGGACGUCAUGUGUUGAGUCCCAGAAGACGUCCGCCGCCCCCGCAAUGUACAGGAUGGCAGCCCAGCUCUUCGUGAUGAUCUCCUCAGCAGUCGGAAGCUGACCCAUCAGAUAAUAGGCGUGCUUGCCGGUCCCCACGAGGGCGAUUGAGAGGCGAGCCUGCAUCUCGUUGUUCAGGCCGACGAACAUCAAUGGAGGUCGUGUCUUGUCUCGCGGCUCAGCCUUGACCUUCGAUCGCGGCGUCCACUCGACUUGCCACAAAGAGUCCGUCGGGAGGGAGACAAAUGGAGAUUGUUCAGCACCAGCCCUGGUGACGCUCGUCUGGAGGGCCUCCAAGUAGAGCACUUCAUGGGAUUCACCACUGAAGGCCCGUACCGAGAAGGGGCCACUUUGCCCUGUGAAGCUCUCAUGAUGGCUCUGAACGUGUAGCCAUACAUCUUGCCCGUCCUUCAGCCGCCCUACCACCGCGUGAUUGAUCGCCACAGGUGUGACGUCAGACAUCUUCCGCGACACAGACGAGUUGGCGGUGUUCAUCAGGAUUGCAGGAGCGAGGGACGUGGCGAUCAGACUCAGUGCCGGUGGUGUCCUCCAGCCCAAGAGGGAGUCGCGUUUCCCCUCACCCAUCGCCCUUGUCGCGUUGACCAGCAGUUCGCCCUCUCCGACGUGCAACUCGGUGAUGGCGAAGCCACUCUCCUUCAGGAGGCUGCAGUCCCCAGCAGCAGCCUUCGAGAGACACGACUCGAGCUCCGUGCUCGUCUUGAGUGUACACCGUCCCUUGAUCUUCGCAGCGUCGUACACUGCCGGGACAGGAGGGGCAGACUGAAGUGAGAACUUGCCCUCCGCAUGCAGCUCUGUCGCGUCACGUGAUGUUGCGCUCUUGGAGCACGUCAAGACUGCCACCUCAUUGCCGUUCUUCCUUGUGCGGAUGAACUUGUCCUUGUCGCCAGGCCUCUCUCCUAAGAUCUUGCGCAGUGUGACUGGCUGCCUCAGCCGGAUACUUUCGAGGAUGAUCGUGUCAGCAGCCGCGUCUUCCUCGUACCGUUCUUUCAUACAGGCUGCGGCUGCCAAGGCGUCGAUUGUGCAAGACGCGGGCAGCUGCAGUUCUCCACCGCUUGACGAAGCACGGAACGAGGUGAAGAGUGACUCUGGCGGAUACCUUUCGCAUACAAUCGUCCCGUCUUUGGUCACAGUGCGGCGGCCGCCGGCCAGCGGGUGAGAAGGCUGAACCCAUGGGAAGGACUUUCGGUCCCAGAUGACCCUGUCGACGGCCUCGGCAGGCUUUGUCUCUCUGGUGGCGAUCGAGACAACCGCAGUCGCGAGCUUCUCAGACUCUCCUGCAGUCGGAUCCAUCGCUGACACCCAGCUCAGCUCCUUAUUGGGGCAGCAGCUGCGUCCCAGGCGCGUCAAGGUCGGUCGAGGGCCCAGCUCGAUCAGGACCUCACUGCCGAGAGAAACUGCUUUCUGGACACCCUGCAUGAACUUGACCGGCUGUACGAUGUGUUCGGCCCAGUACUCGGGCGCUGUUACCAUCGCGUCGACAGCGAUAUCGCCACACACCGUGGAGACGAACUGGAUAUCAGAUGCUGCCCCGCUCAGAGAAGUCUUGCUCAGCGUCUCCUUGAGUAGACCGACGGACUCAGCAACCAGGGGUGAGUGGAAGGCAUGCGAUACCGGCAGCAGUUGGAAGGUCUCCUCGCAUCGCAUGGCCCGAAGAGCUUUCUUGACCAUAUCUGCCGAUCCCGACAGGACAAUGCUGUUGGGCGCAUUGAUGGCAGCCACCUCAAGACCCUUGGACAAGCCUGGACCUGCAGGACAGCGCAGCAACGACACAGACAGAUCAUUUCCGCGUGCCACCCACGUGUACCUUUCAGCGAUGCUUACCCGAGGAAUGGCGGGACCGCACUUUCUCCACUGCUCCGAGUGCGUCUUGGCACUUGGCUCGGCAAGCCGCCAUCACGCCCAUUUGCGAACGCAUCUCCUGCAUGAUGCGAGCCCUCUGCACGACUGCCUCCAGCCCACCUUCAAGCGAAAAGGUGCCAACAAUGGUUGCGGCGACGUACUCGCCCAGGCUGUGACCCAGGACGCACUCAGGGCGAAUCCCCUGCUUCAUGAGAAGCAGCGCAACUGCGUAUUCGAUGGCGAAGAUGACAGGCUGUGCGAAUUGUGUUUGGGCGAGGACGGCCGUGACCAUGGGCAGGUGGACGUCCGAGGGGUUCAAGAGCAUCUGCAGAGGGACAGGCAGAUGGGGCGCCAGGACCUGGCCGCACCGGUCGAUGGUCUCACGGAACAGCGGCUCCUUCAGAUACAGCUCCUGGCCCAUC
Messenger RNA from Vitrella brassicaformis, 4683 nucleotides. Lineage: Eukaryota; Vitrellaceae. The record is from the annotation of a GenBank genome assembly.